GAGAAAACCCACGCAUGCAUGGGGAGAACACGCAACUCCACGCAGAAAGGCCGCAGCCGAGUUUCAAACCUGCGACCUUCGUGUUGCGAGGCAACAGUGCUAACCACUACGCCACCAUGCAUAUGCGACGUGCUGAUGUCUUGUUUGUAGUUGUGCUAAUUACGAACUGUACAAGCUAAUAAAUCUCAAAGUAUGUGACUGGCGUGGUCGAAACACACAUCAUUAGAUUUCAUUUAAAUUGCAGUACAACAUAUGUGCGAUCCAGGGCGUAAGGUAAAGUGGAUUAGAAAAUAAGGUUUUUAGCCCCAUUGACUUGCAUUCAUUUUUUCAUUCUUCCGGGGACCCAUGAGCCAACCGGAAAGGGAGGAAACUUAGUCUCCCUACUGUGAAAAAUGAUGGACUCGGCAAGUCAAGCAGCUUCUGAGUCCAGAAGAUGUUGUUAUCCUUCUCAGAAGAGGAACGACCAAUACAAAACUAUAAUACUAGAGUGAGUUCAGGUUGAGUCUACAACAGAUGGACCCAAAAAGAAAAAAAACAUUUCACAUAUCUGCAGAGAACCUGGACAGCUGGAAACCUUGUUCUAUUGUUGCAACUACAACCUCCAUGCCCUAGAUGGCGCUAUGGUGUUUGUGUUUGUUUCACCACCUUUACGUAAUGUUAAUAAAACGGCCCUUAUUGUAAAUUGUUACCAAAUUCUUACUGUGCUGCCCACAUUGGAUGCCAAUUGAUGCCAUCUCUAUAUAAAGAUGUAUUUUCUGAACUGUUACAUAAAAAGUACCACAAGUUUUAAAUUUUAUUAUCUGCAAACAUGUUCAGUCCUAAUCUCAAGUAAUUAAUUUGUAUAAUGAAUCGAGUGAUUGGUGUCCUCUCUGCAGAACAUGCUGAAUUAAGAAAGGACUGUUAGUUUACUGAAAAUAACAGAUUAAAAUCAACCCAAAGCAUGAGAUAAAAUGGAUUAAAUGACAGAAAGCUGUAAGGCAAGUAAAGUCAAUUUUAUUCUGGCAAAUAUUUGUGUGAGGGAGUAACAAUCAGGAGAUAAGAGAGGAAAAGAGCACAGGAAAUGUUGAGAUUUCCUUUGGAUGUGAGGUGUGUGUACAUGCUUGCUCCCAACAAGGGUGUCGGAGAAUUAGAAAACUAGAGAAACCAGCGUGGUCAACACAAAUUUCUACCGAGGAAAGCUGGAUUUUAUCCUAUUAACUCAUAUACAGAGGAGACAAACUGGAGGAACAUUUUGUGGACAAACAGCUUGACCUUUUUUGAUCUCUGUAUGACUUUUGGGAAAACCUUUAAAGACCCUGUUUCUUUCUGUUUGCUGCCACCAAGCCUCCUCUUGUUUAUCUGGUGAUGUGACGCAUUGUUCCGUCACCCAUCGUUCAGUCACUUGUCGUUUAUUCUGAUUUGAUAGAACCUCACAGACUUCUCAGUUUUUGCCAUGUUACGCUGCGUUCUUCAGCGGGCCAACAACUUGAGACGUUCGGACCCUUUGGCUAGUGUCACGUUCAGAGGGUCCAAGAAGAAGACAAAGGUUAUUAAAAACAACCCCAACCCUGUUUGGAAUGAGGGAUUUGAGUGGGAUCUGAAGGGGAUUCCUCUGGACUCUGGAGCAGAGAUCCAUUGUGUCGUCAAAGACCAUGAGAAGAUGGGACGGAACAGGUUUCUGGGGGAAUGCCGGCUGGCUCUCAGAGACGUCCUCAACUCCCCCAACUUUGCCGCCACCUUCACCGUCUCUCUGCUGGACAUGAAGAGAAACAACAUAGGGGCCACGCUGACCCUGCAGGUCUCCUACAUCCCUCCUCCAGGAUCGGCUCCGAUCUUCCAGCCCCCCUCCCAGCCAGAGACUCUACCCCAUAUCAACCCCGGUGUGGAACUGGAUACAGUUACAAUGAUUUCUCUUGACACUUUUGGCGAGGAGGACACGGAGAGUAUGAUCAUGGUGGAGCCCCCAGAGGACCAGGGACCUGAGGACAGUCGGUCCAUGGUGAUCAUCGGCCCCCAGGGGCCAACAGGACAAGAAUCCCCCACCAGCCACACCCCCAAACGCUCACCACCGGCCUACAACACCCAUGGAGGUCUGAAGAAGAAACGGAGAGGAUCAAGCAGUCAGCCCAGACAGCUGUCCAACAAACCACAGGACAUACAGGUUCGUGUUCGGGUUAUCGAGGCACGGCAGUUACCUGGCAUCAACAUCAAGCCUGUCGUCAAGGUAACCGUAUCCGGACAAUCCAAAAGGACCCGCAUCGUGAAAGGCAACAACCCUGUGUUUGAUGAGACAUUCUUCAUGAACUUUUUCGAGACACCCUCAGACCUGUUUGAUGAGCCGAUCUUCAUCACUGUUUGCGACUCUCGCUCACUCAGAACCGACGCCGUCAUCGGUGAAUUCAAGCUGGAUGUGGGCACUGUGUACAAUGAGCACAGACACUGCUUCUUGAGGAAAUGGCUGUUGCUGUGUGACCCUGAUGACCUCUCUGCUGGGGUCAAAGGUUACCUGAAGGUCAGCUUGUUUGUCCUGGCAGCUGGAGAUGAGCCCCCGGCUGAUAAACGUGAGUGUGUUGAGGAGAAGGAAGACAUCGAAGGAAACCUCCUGAGACCUGCUGGUCUUUCUCUCAGAGGAGCCGUCUUUACCCUGAGGAUCUUCAGAGCAGAAGAUUUGCCUCAAAUGGAUGACGCCUUCAUGGAUGGAAUGAGGCAGAUUCUUGGAUUUGAUUCAAACAGGAAGAACUUGGUUGAUCCGAUGGUCGAGAUCCAAUUUGCCGGUAAAACUGUCUGCACUAAAAUCCUGGAGAAGAAUGCAAAUCCACAGUGGAACCAGAACCUGGCCAUGCCUAUUAGAUUUCCCUCCAUGUGUGAGAAGAUGAGGAUCCGAAUUCUGGACUGGGACAGAGCCAGUCACAAUGAUGUCAUCGGUACCACCCACCUCUGCAUGUCUAAGAUCUCCGCCCCGGGUGGAGAAAUAGACGAUGACUUGACUCCUCGGACCGUCCACUCCGGCAUUGAUGAUAGUCUUGGUUUCCUGCCAACUUUUGGUCCGUGUUUUGUCAACUUGUACGGUAGCCCCAGAGAGUUCUCCACAUUUAAUGACCCCCAUGAGGCUUUAAAUCUCGGAAAGGGGGAGGGUGUGGCAUACCGAGGGAGACUUUUACUCGAACUGAGCACUAAGCUAGUGGACAAGCCAGAGCACAAAGCUGAAGACAUACCAUCAGAUGAUCUGUUGGUGUUGGAGAAGUUUCUCAGGAAGAGGAAGUUUUCUCUUUUUGUGGCGUUUUACUCAGCCACGCUCCUACAGGACGUUGACGAUGCUAUUCAGUUUGAAGUCAGCAUCGGUAACUAUGGCAACAAGUUUGACUACACCUGCCUCCCUCUGGCCUCAACCACCCAGUUCAGCAGGGCUGUGUUUGAUGGCUGUCACUACUACUACCUGCCGUGGGGAAAUGUUAAGCCGGUGGUGGUUCUGUCUUCAGAAUGGGAAGACAUCCGACCAAGGAUCGAGGCUUUCAACAUGCUGCUGGCUAUCAUAGACAGACUGGAGGAGAACCUGAAGCGGGUUCAGCUGGAGGUGAAAACAGGCAGCAAUCUGGAGGAGGUAGAGCAGCGAGUGAUCGAGCUGUUGGAUCAGCUCAUCACAGACUGCAGCGAGGAGCUACCCUCCUUUGAGCAGUGGCAGUGUGUCACCCCUCUGGAUCGCUCGCUGAAGCACAUUCGGACCCUCCAUCUGCAGCAGAUCGUAGCAGGGGCUCUGGCACUGAAGCAUGGACCUGAAACUGAGCUCUCCACGGUGCUGGAGCAGGCUGAGGACUGGGCCAACAGGCUGAAGAGCAUGGCUGAGGAACCCCAGAACAGUCUCCCCGACAUUGUGAUCUGGAUGCUGCAGGGCGACCGCAGGGUGGCGUAUCACCGCAUCCCAGCGCACACUGUUCUUUUCUCCCAGCAGCAUUGUGGCAAACACUGUGGGCAGCUGCAGAACAUUUUCCUCAAGUACCCCCAGGGCAGCGGCGGAGAAGCCAAACUUCCGGGCCAGCUGAGGGUCAAAGUCUGGUUCGGAUUGUCUGUUGAUGUCAAACACUUCAACGAGUAUGCUGAAGGAAAACUGUCCGUCUUUGCUGAGACGUAUGAGAACCAGACCCGACUGGCUCUGGUGGGAAGCUGGGGAACAACAGGUUUAACUUACCCAAAGUUCAGCGACGUUACCGGGCGGGUGAAGCUGCCCAAAGAGAGCUUCAAGCCCUCACCUGGAUGGACCUGGGCUGGAGACUGGUUCAUCAGCCCUGAGAGGACACUGCUCUUUGACGUGGACGCUGGUCACAUGACCUUUACAGAGGAGGUGUUUGAGAACCAGAUGAGGUUACCGGGUGGACAGUGGAUCGGCAUGCCAGAGGGGUACACAGAUGUGAAUGGGGAGAAAGCAGUGCCAAAAGAUGAAGUCGAGUGUCCUCCUGGUUGGGUGUGGGAUGAGGUGGAAUGGAGUGAAGACCUCAACAGAGCUGUGGACGACCAAGGUUGGGAGUAUGGCAUCACCAUUCCUCCAGACCGCCGCCCCAAAUCCUGGGUUCCAGCAGAGAAGAUGUAUCACACCAACCGGAGACGCCGAUGGAUACGGAUGAGGCGACGAGACCAGCAGAAGAUGGAGGCUCUUAGGAAGCAGCGUCCAGAUGAGACAGAGAGGGAAGGCUGGGAAUACGCCUCACUGUUUGGCUGGAACUUCCACCUGAAACCCCGGAAGACGGACAGCUUCCGGAGGCGCAGGUGGAGGUGCCGCAUGGAGCCGCUGGAGAAGACAGGACCUGCCGCCAUAUUUGCUCUGGAGUGUUCCUUGAGCAGCAUAGAGGACAAGCACGAUGACAAGUCAGUCACUACCACUUUUGGAGUGAACAGACCAACUAUUUCCUGUUUCUUUGAUCGUGGCACCCGUUACCACCUGCGCUGCUACAUGUACCAGGCCAGAGACCUGCUGGCCAUGGACAAAGACAGCUUCUCAGAUCCGUACGCCAUUGUGUCGUUCCUCCACCAGUCCCAGAGGACGGUGACCGUCCGGAACACCCUCAACCCAACCUGGGACCAGACGCUCAUCUUCUAUGAGGUGGAGAUCUUUGGGGACCCUGAGGAAACGGCAGCCAAUCCUCCCAAUAUAGUGGUGGAGUUCUACGACGAAGACACAUACGGAGCGGAUGAGUUCAUGGGUCGCUGUGUGUGCCAGCCCUCCCAUGGUCCAUCACCCCGCCUGGCCUGGUUCCCGAUCUGCAGAGGAGACCGCAGCGCCGGCGAACUGCUGGCUGCCUUUGAACUCAUACGUAGGGAAAAGCCAGCGGUUCACCACCUUCCAGGGCUGGAGGGAGACGUGAGUUCAACACAUGUCCUGGACGAGCUGAUGUUUCCAGGAUUCCUCUCUGAAAACCUGCAGCAGCAACAAUGGCCGGAGGAGUCGGACCUUCCUUACCCACCCCCUCAGAGAGAACCCAACGUCUACAUGGUUCCUCAGGGAAUCAAACCUGUUCUCCAGAGAACCGCCAUUGAGAUCUUAGCGUGGGGCGUCAGGAACCUGAAGAGCUUUCAGAUGGCGAGUGUUACGUCUCCGAGCCUGCAGGUGGAGUGUGGAGGCUCCAUGGUCCAGAGCUGUGUGAUCCGCAGCGUGAAGAAGAAACCCAACUUUGAUGUGAACACUCUGAUCCUUGAUGUGAGGCUCCCCCGCGAGGAGCUCUACAUGCCGCCGAUUGUCAUCAAAGUCAUUGACAACCGCCAGUUUGGGAGGAAGCCGGUGGUUGGUCAGUGCACCAUCCGUUCGCUGGAGGAGUACCGCAGCACUCGCGAGGAGGAGGAGCAUGCUCAGGAGGAAGAGGAGGUGGAGGAGGAGAAUGGAUGGAGACGUGAGACGCCCCAGGGAACUUCUGGAGAGGUCUUUAUUGACAUCGAUGACGAGGAGCCGCUUGUCCAAGAUCAGGAAGAAGAAUCCUUAGACUGGUGGAGUAAGUUUUAUGCAUCCAUCGGCGAUAAGAGCAAGUAUGGGACUUACAUGGAGAGAGGCUUCGACACCCUAAAGGUGUAUGAUCAGGAGCUGGAGAAGGUUGAGGAUUUUCAAGGUCUCUCUGAUUUCUGCCAAACAUUCAAACUGUACAGGGGAAAGAGUCAGGAUGAAGGAGAUGAUCCGUCGGUGGUCGGAGAGUUCAAGGGUAUGUUUAAGGUCUACCCCCUGCCCGAUGACCCCUCAGCGCCUGCUCCACCCAGACAGUUCAGGAAACUUCCUCCCAAUGGCACAGAGGAGUGUUUGAUCCGAGUCUACGUCAUCCAAGCUCAAGGGCUGCAGCCCAAAGACGCCAACGGCAAAUGUGACCCCUAUGUUAAGAUCACUUUGGGUAAAAAGACCAUCAGUGACCAUGAAAACUACGUCCCCUGCACGCUGGACCCUGUCUUUGGAAAGAUGUUUGAGCUCACCUGCUCCCUCCCUUUGGAGAAGGACCUGCGGGUGAUGCUGUACGACCACGACAUGAUCACCAAAGACGAGAAGAUCGGAGAGACCACCAUUGACCUGGAGAACCGCUUCCUGUCCAAAUAUGGAGCCCUGUGCGGCCUCCCACGGUCCUACUGUGUGUCUGGGGUAAACCAGUGGCGAGACCAGCUGACCCCCAGGCAGCUGCUGUGCAGACUGUGUGAGCGGAGAAACCUGCAGAAACCCGUGUACGAAGAUGACGCCGUUCGUUUCAGAGGACAGCGAUACACGGUAGCAGACCUCGAGGAUAAAAACAUAUCCAAGCGUUACCUCGGCCCAAUGAAGGAGAGACUUUCUCUUCACAUCUUGAGGAAAAUGGGACUGGUACCCGAGCACUUAGAGACCAGACCUCUUUACAGCCCACUUCAGCCUGACAUAGAGCAGGGGCGUCUAACGAUGUGGGUGGACCUCUUCCCUAAGUCUCUGGGACCACCUGGACCUCCAUUUAACGUCACACCACGCAAGGCCAAGAAGUUCUUCUUGCGUUGCAUCAUCUGGAACACCAGUGAUGUCAUCCUAGAUGACGUCAGCAUCAGCGGGGAGAAGAUGAGCGACAUCUAUGUGAAAGGCUGGCUUGAUGGACACGAGCACCACAAGCAGAAGACGGACGUCCACUACCGCUCUCUGGGUGGCGAGGGGAACUUUAACUACAGAUUCCUGUUUCCUUUCCACUAUUUACCCGCAGAGCAGCUGUGUGUUGUUGACAAAAAGGAACACUUCUGGAGUUUGGAUAAAUCCGAGACCAAACUGGUGCCCAAACUGACCAUUCAGAUCUGGGACAACGACAAGUUCUCCUUUGACGACUACCUCGGCCACCUGGUGAUGGACCUAAACCACAUGCUGCGUCCUGCCAAGUCCCCAGAGAAAUGCACCCUGCAGCUUUUGGACCAGCCAGCAGACAAACUGGUGUCUCUGUUUGAGCAGAAGACGGUCAAAGGGUGGUGGCCCUGCGCCUGCGACCAAAACGGAGAGAAGAUCGUCGCUGGGAAGGUGGAGAUGUCCCUAGAGAUCGUGACGGAGCAAGAGCAAGAGGAGAGACCAGCUGGACUUGGCAGAGAUGAGCCCAACAUGAACCCUCACCUGGAGGAACCCCAGCGUCCAGAGACAUCCUUCCUGUGGUUCUCCUCCCCCUUUAAGACCCUCAAAUUCAUCGUCUGGAGGCGAUUUAAGUGGCUUAUCAUCCUCUUCAUCAUCCUCUUCUUCAUCCUUCUCUUCCUCGGGGUCUUCCUCUACUCCUUCCCUAAUUACGCUGCCAUGAAGAUGGUUGGACCGUUUGGACAGGCCAAGUCCAAAGACUGAUGACAAAGAUGAAGGAGACAAUUAGUCCCAUUUGAUUUCAGAAAGUGACAUGAACUUAAUUUUUUUCUCUUCUUGGGCCUUCUUUGUCAUCGUGCUGCAGCUGUUUGUGCCUUCUACUCUAGAGUCACCAACUCUGAACCGCCGCUGAGAAAACAGAUCACAUGUGCCGUCUUCUGUCCUUUGUUCAGAGAGGUCAAAAACACGUCGCUGAGCUUCAGAAUGAUAAAAAACAUUUACAGAUUGUCAAUUCUGAUCGUUUUACCGCCAGAUUAAAAAUCUCAAACUUUAUAUCUGCAAAAGUUCAAACUGAUGAAAACGGGGAGGUGGUUCUUCAGUUAUCCUUCUGAAGUGAACAUUUAUCAUUAGCGUUCUGCAAAGUGAAACAUUUUAUGGUUCUUUAGAUCUGCUGACAUGAUGCCUUCAGGUAUGAUGGGAAUUCUCAGUAAUUACCUGUUAAACACUUUACCCCUGCCUCCUUCUAAUGUUAUUCUUUGUUUUUAAGUAAAAAAAAUCAUCACCAUCACUCUUCUACACUAAAAAACACACUGUUAGUAUUACAUUAAUAAUGUUGGCUUGGUUAUUUUACCACUUUGGGGCAAAUCCACCCAGCCAUAUAUGAAAAUUAAAAGGAGAAGUAUAUAUUUUUCAGUAAUUCAACUUAAAAAGUAAAGCUAAUCUAUGAGACAGACUUGUUCCAUGCAAAGCCAGAUAUUACUAGCCUUUAUUUGUUAUAAUUGUGAUGAUUAUGACUUACAACUUAUGAAAACCCCACAUUCAAAAUCUCAGAGUCAGAAUAUUGUGUAAAGGUUCAAUUUUCUAGACUGACAGUGUCACACUCUGGCCAGCUAAUGAAUCCAAAACCCUGCAAAGGGUUUCUGAGCCUUUAGAUGGUCUUUCAGUCUAAGUUGAAUCACUUACAUAAAUAAACAUUGGCACCACUUUCUAGUUCUACCCGCACUUCGGGAGUUAAACAAUGCUGAAAUGAAAUCAACUUACAUUUAACAGCUAAAUAAUUUUUCGGUCAGAUUAAUUCAGAUCUUAUUGUGAAGCUAAUUCAGUAUAAUGUGUUUAACAUGAAUCCUGAAUUUAAAUUUAAGUUUUUGUUGCAGGUGUGGACAAAUGCAAUCUGUGAUGAAAUAUGUGUAGAUUUUGGUUUUAGUGGAAUUUGAACAAGUUUAAUUACAAACAGUAUAGUUAUUUUACAAAAAUCAUUCAAAUCUACUUUAAUGAGUGUUUUGAAGGCACCAGAUAUUUUAAAGAAAAUAUAUUUGUUUUGAUCUCAAUUGUGAUAUGUGUGCGUUUAUUUAGGGAGUUUUGAUUUGCUUGAGGUUUGUGUUUAUUUUUAACUGCUUGUAUAUCAGAAAAGGGCCUUAAAAAGCUGCUUUUACACAAACCGCUGAAUUCAGACAAUCUUGUUACCACUGUGAGUUCUAAAAAGCAUUUGCUGUUAAAAUCAGUUCUGCUUUUGCCUGAUUUUAUUCCUGUCAGUGAAUGCAACGUGCCUUCAGAAUGAAGCUUUGCUGACCAACGCACCAGAACAUUAACAUUUGCCUUAAUGUGAAAAAACUGUAAAAAAAAAUUAAAACAAAUAAAACAUCAUGCAGGAGAAUAGAGCCAUUUUAGCUUUCUGAGGGCCCUAUGCAUCAUGCUGUUCCGGGGCCCCUAUCUUGCCAAACUACAUUUUAACCACCAUACUUUAGAUUUUACAUAAACACACCACAUAUUCAACAGAAUCCGUCUUUUUGAGUUAUAUUAUUGUUUGAAAUUGUGUCUGUCAGUAUUAAUAUAGUAAACAAAUCUUUAUAAUGUGCAGUAAUAUUUGUAAGCAUGACAGGAAAUGGCAUCAUACAAUCAAAACAAUAAAAUGUGAAAAACUAAAGGUAAGAACUGUUUUCAAGUGUAUGUAUUAGUUUUCCCUGACAAUAUUGUACUAAGGUGGGCUGCUUGAUCAUUUUUCUAGACCGCCUGAAUGUUUUUUUCCUCAUUAAAAAACCCGCUAGAACACCAAACGCUGAUCACGUCGGCCACAGCAGCGCCACAAGAACAUUAUCCCGAACAGAGUCGCUACUCGGGUCAGCUCCAGCCAUCCCUACCUCCCCCCUCCUUCAUUGCGCUACCUACCACUGUAACACCAAGCAAAUAGUUUUUAGAUGAUCGUAUCUAACGUUUUUUUUUACUAGCCAUGGACCAUUUCUCUUUUAAAACAUAAACCUUUAUCGGCAUAAACCUCCUGUUAGCGGUAGCUUGUUCAAACAGUGGCCAUAUCGGACUCUGAUUGGUUUUUUCUCGUGUAGUCCUGCCUGUUUCAUUUUCUGAUAGUUGUCCCUUCCUAUCUUUUUUCUGAUUGGAUUUUUAUUUCUGUCAAUUUCUGUUAUCUCUUAUUCGUCAACGAAAAUGUUGGUCAGUUGUUGUCACAAAUUUGUCUUUAGUGGCGAGUAUUUUUUAGUUUUUGAUUUGUUAAAGUCUGCAAAAAUUCAUAUAUCGCAAAAAAGAAAGUAUUCAGUCAACAAAAUUAACACUAGACAAGUUAUUUUUAUUCUCAAAUGAGGGUUUAGGUUGCAGGAAUUUAGGGGCCCCCCUAGUGGCCAUGUGGGGCCCUUUGCCUUUGCAUAGUCGGCGAAUAGAAAAGUAAAGAAACGGCUCUGCAUAAGAAGACUUCUGAGUUAUUUCAGGCUUUCAGAUGAGACAGUGAACAACCGUAUACAGCCAAAGCCCUUAAACUGAUCUGCAGAAACUUGGUGAAAGUUGGUGGGAAAAUUGUAGAUUUUGCUUAAAAUUGAAUCGGGGGUCAGAUCCCUUUGAUGUUGAUGGAAAACACUACAUUUUCUUCGGCGCAACCAUUUGAAUGUAUUUAAAACCUGGUGUCUGUCUGACCUCAUGUCUGUGAGGUUUCACCUGUGUGCACUGAAGCAUGUCAUUAUCAAUAAAACUGCAUUUCCGA
This is a messenger RNA of Nothobranchius furzeri (turquoise killifish), 10718 nucleotides long. RefSeq names its product dysferlin, limb girdle muscular dystrophy 2B (autosomal recessive) (gene dysf). The record is from RefSeq and is a predicted model, not a curated record. Gene Ontology annotation, cellular component: T-tubule; cytoplasmic vesicle; membrane. NCBI's taxonomy places the organism in Eukaryota, Metazoa, Chordata, Actinopteri, Cyprinodontiformes, Nothobranchiidae. Gene Ontology annotation, biological process: T-tubule organization; macrophage activation involved in immune response; monocyte activation involved in immune response.